GAGAGAGAGUUUGGUUGGUUUAGUGCGGAGUUGGCAAGCCCUUGGAAUUUUCCCUUCUUUUUUAGUUUCGAUCCUCCGUCGAUUUCCCAGAACAGAAAACGAAAGUUAUCUUCAACUCCGCCAUAGAGAAGACACCUCCGCAAUGGCUCAGUCGGGCUUGUUCAAAGAAUUGUACUGUUCUGUGUGUUUGGGGAUAUUUAACAACCCGGUGAGUCUACCUUGUGAUCACACGUUCUGUCGCCCGUGCAUCCAGAACUGCCAGGACACACCGAGGCCAAGAUGUCCGGAGUGCCGGGCUCGGUUCGCGGCCGGAGCAUUCAAACCGAACCGAGCGCUGCGGAACAUGGCCGAGAGGCUGAAGGCGGAGCUGUACCGCUGCACCUGCCCGGAGCACCAGGAGAAGAUGAAGCUAUUCUGUCAAACGGACGGACAGCUGAUCUGCGUGGUCUGUCGGGAUGGACUCACACAUCGUGGGCACGCCUGUGUGCCCGUCGGCGAGGCUGCCGCGGUCAGCAAGGGCGAAUUGGGAGAGGCGCUGGAGUUCCUGCGCGAGGACAACGGCGCUCUGGCUCGUCUUAUCUCCCAGCAGGACGACGAGAUGAGAAAGAUUAAAGAGAAGUCCACGCGGCUGACGGCCAACGUCGGCGCCCGGUUCACCGAGGUCUACCGUUUCCUGCGGGAGAGGGAGGCGAAGCUGAAGGAGGAGGUGAGGGAGGCGGAGAGGAGGGCCCUGGCGCCCAUGCAGGAGAACCUGGCGGCCAUGACCCAGGCCCUCAAACCUCGUCGGGAGAAAGAGAGCGAGCUGCGCUCGGGGCUGGACAUCGAGGAGUCCGACCGCUUCCAACAGUGGUGGCUUGACACCGGGUCGCCCAUUGUGGAUGAGCUGAGGAACCGGGUCGGUGGGACCAGCAGAAGAAAGGGCCCGCACGCAAUGGGAGAGUUCAAAUCUGAGGCGGAUGACCUCUGCGUGACCCCGGACGGGCCCUGCUCUCUAUUCCUGGGCCCUUACGAGUCUCACCUGCAGCUCUUUGUGUGGAAAGAGAUGCUGCCGAUGAUCAGGCCAGCUCCAGACAGCAUAACCGUGGAGGACAACGACGACCCGGUUUUGAGAGUGUCGUGCGACCGGUCCAGCGUCAGGCACGUGGACCCGAGGUCCGCGGGCGCGUGGUCUUUCGGGAAGGGCCCCGAGUUCUCCAUGUCCCACACGUGGAGCCGCGAGGCGUUCCGGUCCGGGCAGCACUACUGGGAGGUGACGGUCGGCAGGAAGAGCCACUGGAGCCUCGGCCUGGACGCCGGUCCCCGCGGCAGCCGGGAGAGCGUCUGCCGGCUGAACGGCCGCUUCGGCAAGCUGCGGUUCAAGACGCGGCGGGAGGUGCCGCUGGACCUGGCCGCGGGGCCGCGCGUGGUCGGCACGUACCUGGACUGCGACAGGAAGCGCGUGGCCUUCUACGACGGCGACACCGCGGCGCUCAUCGCCGCCGCCGCGUACGUCUCCGACGGGCCCCUGUACGCCUACUUCAACCCCGGCUUCUACCUGCAGGGGGAGAACGCGGACCCGCUGGCCGUUCGCCAGUACGGACGUCCCGACGCAGGUUCCUCACGCCGAAGAGCUGAACCUCUGAUUUUGCGCUCAGACAUCGUUUAAAAAAAAACAAAACAAGAGCUGUUUUUGAUAUCAAUCACAUUAUUAUUAUUAUUAUUUUUAAUUCAAAUCAUCUUUCUGAAAACUGAAGUUUACACCGAAGACAGAAUUGAGAGGAUUAAAUUUGUAGAUACCUUAGUCUUUAAUAGCUACUUCACUACCAGUGCUGUCCUUGCACAACAUUUGAAAUCAUCACACGACUGUAUGUCCUUUAUGGUGUAUGGAGGGCUAUGUGAUGAUAUUAAAUGUACAGUAUAGGCCAAAAGUAUUAGGCCAUGUGUGUUUUUUAAAAAAUUACAUUACAUUACAUUACAUUACAGGCAUUUGGCAGACGCUCUUAUCCAGAGCGACGUACAACAAAGUGUAUAACCAUAACCAGGAACAAGUAUGACGAAAACCCUAGAGAGAAGUACCGGUCCAAGUACAGGGAACAACCGCAUAGUUCAACUUGGACCCUGAUGGUUAAACUGAUUAACAGUAACAACGAGAACGGCAACAACGCAAUCUAUGGAAAAAUAAAAAUAAAUAAAAAUACAAUUAGUCAUUAAGACAGGCGCAUCAACUAAGUCACCUAUGAAACAGCUGCCUAGUUACAACCCUAAGUUUAGUCAUUUACAGGGGGGAAGGGAGGGAUGGGGAGAGGUGCAGCCUGAAGAGGUGGGUCUUCAGUCGUCAUUUGAAAUGGGUCACAGUCUCAGCUGUUCUGACCUCCACAGGGAGGUCAUUCCACCAUCGUGGGGCCAGAACAGACAGGAGACGUGUUCUGGAAGUGCAGGUGCGAAGAGGGGGAGGUGCUAGGCGUCCUGAGGUAGCAGAACGGAGGGAUCUGGCUGGCAUGUAGGGUUUGAAUAUCUAAAAAUCAUUUUAUAACAAAUCUUUUGGUGUUUUUGUAGGUAUAAAUUGAAAAAAAAAAGUUUGUAUUUUGGUUUGUUAUUCAAUAAACUGAAUUCUUCACUAGAGUUGGUCAAAUAAGUUUGUCCUGUACUGUAUGUUUGUACAAACUUGCUUUAAAUAGUUGAAAUCAAGAAUCCGUUUCAUCUUUUCUGUGUUGAAUUCCAUUAUGUUCAGAAACAGUAUUUGUAAUUGAUUGCAAUGUGGCUGGUAAUUCAAUAAAGAAACAUUUUCCAUUUUA
Molecule: messenger RNA, 2774 nt
Organism: Anguilla rostrata (American eel)
Lineage: Eukaryota; Metazoa; Chordata; Actinopteri; Anguilliformes; Anguillidae
Product: zinc-binding protein A33-like
Exons: 6
Coding region: 143-1645 (500 amino acids)
Biological process (GO): protein ubiquitination
Cellular component (GO): cytoplasm
Molecular function (GO): zinc ion binding; ubiquitin protein ligase activity; protein binding
Source: RefSeq, a predicted model, not a curated record